Linepithema humile (Argentine ant) is the source of this 5381-nucleotide messenger RNA. RefSeq names its product ENL/AF9-related (gene ear). The record is from RefSeq and is a predicted model, not a curated record. NCBI's taxonomy places the organism in Eukaryota, Metazoa, Arthropoda, Insecta, Hymenoptera, Formicidae. Gene Ontology annotation, biological process: positive regulation of DNA-templated transcription. Gene Ontology annotation, cellular component: transcription elongation factor complex. Gene Ontology annotation, molecular function: chromatin binding.
GGUACGGGGUACAAGGUUUACACAGGAUCAUACGGGAGCAAUACGGGAGAACGAAGAUUGUCGAUGAUGCCGACGAAUCUCGUUGGUGUACCUGUUGAUAAUCGAGUCCGACUUUGCGCGAGAAAAUAGAGAUUUGAAGCGAAAUUUUGCGAACGACACAUCCUUGAUACAAUUCGCGCUUGAUUUGGAGGUCGCGCAAUAACUGCUCGGAGCGUCUCUUCCGAAGAUGACUAAAAAUGUAACAAAACUCUGCGUCUGUUCGUGGAAUUAGCCAUUCUUUAUUAUUUUCUUUGUGAAACGGUGAUUAAGAUUUUUUGCAAAAGAGGAUGGCAAUACGCAUCACAUUGGAAUGUGGACACACAUCUAUGUUACGUAUGCGCACCACUCCUGAAGGAUAUACACAUGAUUGGGAAGUUUUUGUACGAGGAGUGGAUAAUGCAGACGUACAUCAUUACAUCGAAAAAGUUGUAUUCCUUUUACAUGACACAUUUCGGAAUCCUAAAAGAGUAUUAAAAGAACCACCGUUUGUUGUAAAAGAAUCUGGCUAUGCCGGCUUUAUGCUGCUAAUUGAAAUCUAUCUGAAAAACAAGGAUGAACCAAAGAAAUUUCAAAUAUCAUAUGAUCUUCAUCUGCAGCAAAGUGGUCCCCCUAUUAAUAAUUCCAUACGUCACACAGAAAUAAUUCGUAAUCCUUCAGAUGAGUUUAGGAAGAAAUUAUUAAAAGGUGGAGCUGUUGUAGUAUCAACCAGGGAUGGUUCAUUAGAAAAGAAUGAUGCGAAAGCAUCUACAAUGGUUGGCAAACCAAAAUUAAAUGGCAGUGAGAGUAAGAAACAUCGCGUUGCUGAAUCUAAAACUUCUAAUUCGUUUUGUGACUUGUUUGGCCCUCCUAUAAAAACGGCACCUACAAAAAUAUCACCAGACAGUAAAAAGGCAAGUCAGUCUGAUAAAACUUCUGUUCCUAAACCUUUAGCUGUUACUGAAAAAUCAGAUAAAGUGGAGAAAUUAAUAAAAACAAAAGAAAGUCCUCAUAAAGAUAGUAGAAAGGAUAAGGUAGAUGAGAAGAAGGACAAGAAGAUUAGAGACAGUUCUAAGGAUCAAUUAAAAAAUAAAGAAAAAUCCAAGAGACCACCUAGUCCUGGAAAUAAAAGUCAUUUGAGUCCUGGGAGCAAGAGACCUGUUUCACCUGUUGCUACGAAGAAGCUACCGACUCCUCCACCAUCCAUAAAGCGACCUCUAUCUCCUAAGUCAAGGGAAAAGGAAGUGAAAAAGAUUGCACUAGAAAAAGAAAAGGAUAAUAAAGAGAAGGACAAGGCAAAAAAUAAUUCUAAGAGUGAAGUGGAUUCCUCCAAGUCUGAGAAAAAGAAGGAUAAAAAGAAACACAAAGACGAUAGGGACAAGGAAAGGAAAGACAAAUAUAAAGAAGCAGAAAAAAUUAAUGUUAAGGAUGUUACAAAAAUAAUUGAGAAAAAACCUGAAAAAGCAGAUAAGAUAGAUAAGUCAGAUAAGGAGAAACCUCAAGAAUACAAAUCAUCGUCAAGAGAUGGCAGAAAAUCUCCAAAACCUUCGAAAGAAAUUGAUAAAGUGAAAGAUGACAAAACAAUCAAAGUGGAAAAAUUAGAAAAGAGUGAGAAGUCUGAAAAAAUAAAGGAUGGUAAAAAUGACAAAGAUAGGCAAAAACACAAGCAUAAAAAACACAGAGAUAAAAAAGAUAAAAGAGAUAGCAAAGAUAGAGAUAAAAAGGAAAAGAGGGAUAGAAGUAAGGAAAAACCAAACAUAUCCUUACACGUGUCCUCUGCAUCAGGUGGGAAUUCAUUGUCCCUUUUAACAGAGAUUCCAGAAAGAGACAGUAGCGAUUCGGCACCUUCGAUAGACGAUGAUUCGUUAUCCGAAAGUAAACCUACGAUCAAUGUGAAAAAAGAAACCGAACACGCCGUACUGUCCAUUACACUCGCAGAAACAGCAAAGCCACUUUCUCCUGGCAUAUCAGUGGAAGUGAAGAAGGAGAAGAGUGAUCGUAGCAGAAGAGACAAAUCUAAAGGAAGUAAAAGUGAGGAGAGAGAAAGUCGAAAGAGAAAGAGAAGCAAGGAAGACAACGAAGUUUCGGCGAAACGCGAAAAGGCCAGAGGUCAUUCAACAUCUCCACCUUUAGAGCCGGUUUCAUCGAGCCAGUCUCCAGUUGCAAUAGACAUCGACUCGCUCCACCAUUCAGAAAAGGAUGUGAAGAAGGAAUUUAAGAAAGAGAAGGAGAAUUGUGUUGAUUUGAUGGAACAAGUGAUAAACGAUAAAGACAUUGAAACCGAUGCUGAACAAGUGGCUCCGGAUUCAACGAAUAGUACUGAUGCGGAGAUCAGUGAACCACCGCUGCUUUCCGAGGAUUAUGUAUCUCAGCUCAAAGAUUUGCAACAAAAAAUAAUGACGUUACAAGAUAAUCAAGAGUUGCAGAGAGUUGUGCAAGUAAUUGCGGAGACUGGUCAAUACGAGAUCACCAAGAAGACAUUCGAUUUUGAUCUGUGUGCAUUAGAUCGUAGAACUGUGCAACGGCUUCAGCAGUUUUUCUCUGCAUCGUGACCAUCUGUAAUAUAAGGCAUGACAUAUUAACUUAUAUAUACAAUUUUUAAAAUUAUAUUAUGAUAGUACAAGAAAUUUUUUAGUGGCAAAAAGUAGUAAUACAUGAGACCCCAGAAGAACUUUGCAAGUAUAUUUCCAGUUUGACUGCAGUUGAUAGCUUAGAGAUGUACAUUGCAGUAACUUAUGAGAUGAGAGACUAAUGAUAGUAAGUAUAAUGCGAUAUAUAUAUUUCCUGUCUCACAAAUUUUGUUUAAAUAUUAUUCGCAAGUUAUUGCGAGAUUCUAGCAAAAAUCUAUCUUUAAAGUUUAUCAACGAAACUUGAUGGCUAACUGCUAUUAACAGAUUAUCAAUACUGUAAUUGUGCUUGAAUCUAAUAUCAAUAUAAGUUAAGUUGACUGCUAACAGUUUGUUUAUUGAACGGCCAGCUAGUAGAACUGACAACCAAUAUUAAUUUUAGCUAAUUUUUCUCAAAUAGACUUUCUAGUUAUUUCUAAUUUAUUAUAAUUUGUUGAUAAUCUACCUAAAAUUGUACAUUCUGCUUAAGAAAAAUUCAUGGAGAAUUUAAUUUAAUCUUCCAAUUCUGUCUAAGUACUAAAAAAAUAGAACAGAGCUCCUAAUGUUAGUAUCAUGCCUAGAAUUCGAUAUAUGUAAUAAACAUAUUUCAUCUUAUAGCGAACGUCAACUAUACAUGUUAUCAAUAAAGAUUUAGCGCAUUGUUAUCAUAUAGAAUACUUUCAAUGUUUUUUUGGGGUACUUGCAAACAUGUCUACAAUGCAUUUAUAUUAUAUUACAUGAACAAGAAAGUUGAUUUUAUAUAUAGGGUGACUUAUUAUAAUCUAUGAAUGAAUUUAUCUUUGAAAGUAUAAUCAACAUUCAUUAAAUAAAAUUGUAUAUUUUUGAACGUCAAUUAUAUAUAUAUUUUUUAAAUCGAUUCUUCUCAUUAUUGGAAUAAGGAAAUUAUUUAGAUAAAAAGCAGCUAGAGCUUUAGAGCUUGAAUUUUCUCAUAAAACUUUGCUACUACAUAAUUAUUAUUGUUAGAUUGUUUAAGCAUAAUGAUCAUGUACACUAAUUCUAUUGGAAAAUAAUCAAUCAUUUUGCUAAAGAUAGUAUUGGCAUUACAGUAAGAUUAAUUAUUAUCAUUGAACGAUAGUCUGUUUAUUUACUUAUUUUUAGAUUGUGUUUGCGAUAAUCUCUCAAGUAAUAUUCACGUUAAAUUUUGUUUAAUUCAAUUUAAUAACGAAUGUCGAAUAAAAUGCUACAAAGAAAUCGAGAUAUGUUCCGAACUAUUCACUUUUCAAAUACCUUAUUCUAAUACUUUUGUAUUCAGAAUAAUGAGAAGAAUUGAUUUACGUUAAAAAAUAUACAAUUUGAUUAAAACAACCGAGUUAAAAUAUUCGAAACGUUAUUUAUCUUUAACACAAAUACAUGCACCAUCUUCUUCUUGAAACAAUUUAAUCCUAUGUGCUAUUUUUACAUAUGUAUACAUAUACAUAUCGGUGCAACGCGUUCGACGACGUUGUCCGAUGUCUAACUUCACAACUUUUCUAUCUGUCCACUAUCUUUUUCUGAGAUCUCUAGUACUUAUUCCUUUAUUUAUUUCCUCUUUCCAAAUCUUUCUAAUUCUACGUUUUUGUCGAUCUGACACCCAUUUCAUAAUGAUUACUUUUCCUUAUCUGAAAUACUUUCAAAGAUAAAUUUAUUAUUAGACUAUAAUGAGUCAUCCUGUAUAACAUAUGUAUCAUUGUUGCACUGAUUUAGUGAAUAAGAAUUAUUUAAUCAUAGCAUAAUGCAUGUGUAGCAUGCAUAAUGUGUGCUUUGUAAUAUAAAACACACGUUUUUCUUCUUUUGAAGUAACGCCUUACUGGUUCACUUAUUUAUAUCAAAACUACAACAUAUUUAUUGAGUAUAGGUUAUACAAAUAUUGUAAACUAAUACUUGCGUUGAAUACAGAGACGGCGAAUUUAUGAUUAUGCACUAAUAUAGCGUGUAUUGCGUAUGUAUUAUGCAUAUAGGAAAUGAAAGAGUUACAUGAUAACUCGUGUGAUGUUAAGAUAUAUUCUGUAAGAUAUACAUUGAAGAAAUUCUUUUUCCAAACAUAAUAUUUUCUACUUGCAAAUUGUAUUGUUAAGCUACACCAAAGUUAUAUGUCAUACUGACAAAGCUAUAUUGCUAUUAGAUUGAUCUGGCUCUUUAUAUUGAUCGAUGGCAAUUUGAUUAUAUCGUACUCAAAAUUAAUAAACAUUGCAAAACGUAUGCAACACAUCAUUAACAUACACAGUGUCAACUCUUUCUCCGCCUUUCAUUGUUAGCUCUUCUUUAAACUAAUAAUAAAUUUUGUGCUAGAUAAGACUGGCGUACAUACAGAUUGUCACACGUGUAAACUUUUCUCUUCGAUUUUUACUUCGUAAUAUUGAAUCUGUCUAAUCCUCGUAGCAUUGGGAAUGUGUAGUACAACAAUACACACAAUUGUGUAUAAUCCUGUAUAAUAUCAUAGACCAGUCAUAAUGUUACGUGCAAUUGAUACAUCAAAUAUUCUAAUGUUCUCAUAAUAUUAAAAAUAAAUAACAAAGAGUGUAUAUUAUAUAUAAAUUAAGGCACUAUGUAUAGUUUUGCAGUGUGUUAUUCAUAAGAAUGUUAACGGAAUGUAUGGGAGACGUCAGCGGUUAUAUUUCAAGAAGUAUGUUCGUUGUCAAUCGAAUCAAAGGUGUGUAUGUGUUAUGUAUGCCUGUCGAAUAAAGUGAAAUACUCAAUGUUAUGCCGUUCGGCAUACAUUGUCGUAAUAAAACGCAAAUAAAUGAAACAGUGUUUUUUUAA